CAACGACAGCAAACAACGACGCACAAACAAAGCAGCCAAGAAGGACCUGCGCGCUGCUGCCACACCACGUCGUCCACCCCCCCCCCCACUGUCUAUCCUUUGUCUGUCUUCCCUUCCACAAAACAAAGCAACGAUGCGGCGAGUUGCGGUGAUUGGAGCUGGGGCUGCUGGCCUUGCUGCGGCGCGGCGGUUGAUGGCGUCCUUUGAUGUUGUCGUGUUUGAGCGCUCCUCCAAGGCCGGCGGAACAUGGAACUUCACCAUGGACCAGAGCGACGCCGUGCACUCGAGCAUGUACCGCGACCUGCACACCAACCUCCCCAAGCAGAUCAUGGCGUUCCCGGAGUUUGAGUUUACGCAGGGCAAAGAGACCUUUGUCCAUCACACAGAUGUGCAGGCGUACCUGGAGGCCUUUGCCGCACACUACGGCAUCAACGCCAUCACCCGCUUCAGGACGCAAGUGGUCCGCGUCGCCCACACCAGCAACAGCAAGGGCAGCAAGGGCAGCAACAGUAGCAGCAGCAGUAGCAGCAGCAGCAAUGGCAGUCGCGAUGCUGGUGAUGGCAGCAGCCUUGGCGAUGAAGAGGCGGACAGUGCGCCCUUGAGCGGCGAAGCACUCAUGGAGAAGGAUGGCGCAUGGGCGGUGCGGGUGGAGAGCCUGGAGACGGGCGAGACGGAGGACCUCACAUUCGAUGCAGUUGUCGUGUGCAACGGGCACUACGCCAAGCCCAUCAUGCCCAGCAUCCCAGGCCUGGACCGCUUCCAGGGGGAGGUUCUGCACAGCCACACGUACCGUAUGCCAGAGCCCUUUGCAGGCAAGCGGGUGGUGUGCCUUGGCGGCGGGCAGAGUGGCCGCGACAUCUCGCAGGAGCUGUGCGCCGUGUCUAACGCAGUCACGCUGAGCCACUACGACCCGGAGCGCCGGCUUGGCGAGCCGCCACUCGUGGAAAAGCCACCCAUCAAGGCGGUUGCAGAAGACGGAAGCAUCGUGUUUGAGGACGGCAGCAGCACCGCCGCAGACACGCUCAUCCUGUGCACGGGGUAUGCGUUCUCCUUCCCGUUUCUUGACGAGGCAUCCUGUGGCGUGCAGGUGGUGGACGACGGGCGCAUUGUGGACAAUGUGUACCGCCAGGUCUUCAACAUUGCACACCCGACCAUGACCUUUAUCGGCCUGCCCGUGAAAGUUCUCCCCUUCCCGCUGUUUGACCUGCAGUGCCAGUGGGUGCACGCGGUGUGGGCAGGCGCAAAGUCGCUGCCAUCCCGGCUGGAAAUGCACGCAGAGGUGGCGGCUGCGCGCGAGCAGCGGCGGCGGCUGGCGGUACCACGUCGCCACGAGCACGUGCUUGGUGGCACCCAGUGGGAGUACAACCGGGAGCUUGCGCGCCUGGCCGGCGUGUCGCCGCUUGAGCCGUGGCGAGAGGAGGUCUACCUCAAGAACAACGAGCUGCGCGCAAACAUGCCGUGGCAAUACAAGCUCAACACAUUUCACGUGGCCAAGGACGGCUCCUGGACCGUUGAUGUCGUGGACAAGCCGAGCACAAAGCAGCAGCAGCAGCAGCAGCAGCAGCAGGGGGGUGCAGAGGGGUGUGCAGAGGUACAUGAUGGGGCAGUCGUGCACCAGACGGCGUAAGCAAUCAGCGUGGUGAGUGUGUGUGUGUGUGUGUGUUGGAGUGGAAGGCUGGUCACAUGUUCACACUUGUGCAUCAGGUGACAUCGUGCGUCUGCAGUUUCGUUUCAGCUACCAGGCAAUGAUGUUGAUGGCAAGUGGGUUGUGGGUGAUGGUGGUCGAACCUAAACAAAUGCUACAGAUUAUGACUGUCCUCUUUUAUCUGUCAAGUACACAUCUGCCCAACAAGCCGACCC
Molecule: messenger RNA, 1860 nt
Organism: Salpingoeca rosetta
Lineage: Eukaryota; Choanoflagellata; Craspedida; Salpingoecidae
Exons: 1
Coding region: 134-1627 (497 amino acids)
Molecular function (GO): N,N-dimethylaniline monooxygenase activity; NADP binding; flavin adenine dinucleotide binding
Source: RefSeq, a predicted model, not a curated record